Paecilomyces variotii is the source of this 2274-nucleotide messenger RNA. RefSeq names its product ketopantoate reductase PanE/ApbA-domain-containing protein. Lineage: Eukaryota; Fungi; Ascomycota; Eurotiomycetes; Eurotiales; Thermoascaceae. The record is from RefSeq and is a predicted model, not a curated record. Gene Ontology annotation, cellular component: cytoplasm. Bases 1 to 2274 code for a protein of 757 amino acids. Gene Ontology annotation, molecular function: oxidoreductase activity. The transcript is spliced from 4 exons.
AUGAGCGGAUUGCUAAAACGUACCUGUGUAGUGGGCGGCAAUGCAGUGUCGGCCUUCCUGUCGUGGAGGCUGCAGGCGACCAAUUCAUGCGACGUGACACUCGUCUGGAAGUCGGGAUUCGAGUCAGUAGCACAAUACGGUGUCUCAUUCAAGUCAAAACAAUUCGGCAAUGAACGGUUUAAACCCCGUCAUGUCGUGCGCAGUCCUGAAGAAGCAUCCUCGAGGGAGAACGCAUACGAUUACGUUAUUCUCUGCGUGAAGGCGUUGCCAGACGUCUACGAUCUGGCUGCAGUGAUUGAGUCUGUCGUUACACCACAACAUACAUGCAUCCUCGUCAACACUACAAACACGCUGGGUGUGGAAGCUCAUCUGGAGCAGCGCUUCCCGACAAACGUCGUCCUGUCCCUCGUUUCGGGUCUUGAGAUCACGCAGAUCGGGGCUAGUGAAUUCGAGCAUACGGGGUCGACGGAGAUCUGGGUGGGACCCGCCAAUAAGAACCCGUCGAUCCCUGCUUCUAUACAGAACGAUAUGGCCGUCGCCCUCGCCAUCACCUUGGGCACCGGCCAGGUGGAUUGCAAGGUUUCCAAGAACAUCCGACAGGAACAAUUUGAACAUAUGGUCGGACCGAUCGCAUUCCACCCCGCCAGUGUUCUCUUUGACACGCCUAAUCAUGCUCAGCUCCUAGAGAAAGUUGGUGUCCGCCAAAUGGUGUCGGACGUUAUCGACGAACUCAUCGAACUGGCCAAAGCGCAGGGCUGUUCGUUCCCAGACAACUUUCGUGAAAAGACGAUCGGGAGCAUGACUGCCCCAUCGGACACUCAAAGCAUUAUGUAUCAGGAUUUCGUUGCGAGGCGGCCCAUGGAAGUCGAGACCUACCUGGGAUCCGCGGUGAAAUUGGCGACGGAGUUGUCUGUCCGGGUCCCGCGGAUAGAGACUCUGUAUGCGAUGCUCCACCAUGUGAAUAUUGUCAACCAGACGAGACCUCAGAAGACGGAGCCUUCUCCCCCCGUCUUAGCGCAGCCACCUCCACGUAUGUCGUCUGUUCCGCCCCAAUCUGGUAUGCCGCCUCUGCGACCCCCGAUGAACGGAGCUAUGAGGUCUAGCCGGACGACCACUGGAAUGGCAAUGAUGCCACCCCCGAGACGUGGUCCACCCCCGAUGGCUGGUCCACCCAGGGCACCAAAUGGCCAGCCAGGCAGACUCCCGCGGGACCCGUCCUUCGAGGAUAGUGGACUCGAGGAGUUCAGUCAUCUGGUUCUGUAUGACGACCUUCCCGACGGUGCUAUACCUCAGAACGGCGGUGGUCCGUACCCCGAUGCUGCUGGUGGAAGUGCAUCCGCGGCGGAUAUCGCAAUGAGAGAGCGAGAACUCGCCCUGCGACAACGCGAACUGCAGCUGCGCGAGCAGGAGCUGCACAUGAGACGUGGACCUCCUGGUCCUCGGAGAGCGCCACCAUCACGACCCGCUCCUAACUUCGAUGAGGACGAUGAAGAUGACUACUUUGAUCCCUUGGACACUCGGAUGGUGCCGCAGAUCGAUCCCGACAAUUUUGAUAUGAUGAGCGUCACAUCGCGUCGCACUAGGAAAGCCCCCAGUGCCAGCCAACUACGCAAGAACCCAGAGAUGAUGGCGAGCAACGGUGGUCGCCCAGGUUCCUCGUUCAGCCGGUACUUUGGCGGAUCGAAGAACCGUACUAGCGCACGCAUCAUGCAGGAUAUGCCGGGUGUACAUGAGAAUCUCUUGGAUAACCCGAUGAUGAUGUACGCAUCUAACAGAUACGGAGCUGUUGACCGCAAGCAAAUGCAUGUCGAAUCGAGAGCGAACUCCUUGACGGUCAGCCGUGCGGGUGACUACGGUCCUGGCCCUUACCCUCCAAGCAGGAGAACGAGCCAGUCACCAGGCACUCCGUUUGGCGGAAUGGGUGGUCGUGGAAUGCCUCGACCUCCUCCGCCUCAGGAUCAUCCGUCCUUUGGACCUCCAAAUGGGAUGCCACAGGGUCGCCCGUCCCCUCCUGGGGGCAUACCAGCACCCGUCCCUCGAUAUCCUCCCGGGCAAGGUAAUGCAGUCGGACCACAGCAAGUGGAGCAAAAUCUUGGGGUGAGCAAUUCGUACCCAGCCAAGGGCUCUCCGAACAACAGCAGUCUGACCGGAAGUGCGAGCGCCAGCGCGGAGAGUGGUGAUAGCGGAGCUAGCGCGAACAUCGACUCUGAAAACUCCGCCCACAGCAGUCAAACGAGUCUCGGUGGCCAGCAGGCACCUAUGCCUGUGCGCUGA